This is a messenger RNA of Fusarium coffeatum, 1320 nucleotides long. RefSeq lists its product as uncharacterized. The transcript has a single exon. The record is from RefSeq and is a predicted model, not a curated record. Gene Ontology annotation, biological process: glycine catabolic process. Bases 1 to 1320 code for a protein of 439 amino acids. Gene Ontology annotation, molecular function: protein binding; aminomethyltransferase activity. NCBI's taxonomy places the organism in Eukaryota, Fungi, Ascomycota, Sordariomycetes, Hypocreales, Nectriaceae. Gene Ontology annotation, cellular component: mitochondrion.
AUGAAGAGCCUCAGCUUAGCCGCGAGGGCUGGUCCCCGUAUCCUAUCAUCUGCUACCGCGCGACCUGCGUCACUGGCAGCUCUGAGAGUGUCGCAACAGAGUGUGCGAUUUGCUUCUGGAGGCUCAGCUGAUCUCAAGAAGACUCCCCUAUACGACUUUCACGUCGCCAACGGUGGAAAGCUGGUUCCCUUUGCUGGCUACUCGCUUCCUGUGCAGUACUCAGGCCUCUCUCUCGCUCAGUCUCACCACUUCACCCGCGAACAUGCCUCGCUCUUUGACGUGAGCCACAUGGUUCAGCACAUCUUCAAGGGCAAGGACGCAGCUGCUUUCCUUGAGAAGGUGACACCUUCGGAUUGGACGAACCAGGGUAACAUGCAGAGCAAGCUGACGACUUUCCUGUGGCCCAACACUGGAGGUAUUGUGGACGACUCGGUUGUUACCAGAAUUGGUGAGGAUACUUACUACGUUGUCACCAACGGCGCCUGUCUCGACAAGGACACCAAGUACAUAGAUGAGCAGCUUGGCAAGUUUGGUGGUGAUGUUCAGUGGACUCGCCUCGACAACUCUGGCCUUGUUGCCCUUCAGGGUCCCCAGAGUGCUGAGAUCCUCAGUGAGGUCCUCGCCAGUGAUGUUGAUCUCUCAAAGCUCUAUUUUGGAAACGCUGCUUGGGCUGAGCUGAAGCUCUCUGACGGCAGCAAGACUCACCCCGUCCUUAUCAGCCGUGGUGGAUACACUGGCGAGGAUGGUUUCGAGAUCUCUUUCAACGGCAAGGACUAUCCCGCUUUCGAGACAACAACGCCUGCUAUCCAGUCUCUCCUCAGUAAGGCUGGCCCUGAGCGUCUGCAGCUCGCUGGUCUCGGUGCUCGUGACUCUCUCCGUCUCGAGGCCGGCAUGUGUCUCUACGGCCACGACCUCGACGACACCACAACACCCGUCGAGGCCGGUCUGAGCUGGAUUAUUCCUCCUGCCCGUCGCGAAUCCGGUGGCUUCCAUGGAGCGGAGACCAUCAUCCCUCAACUCACACCUAAAAGCAAGGGCGGAGCAGGAGUCAGCCGCCGCCGUAUCGGCCUCGUCGUCGACGGUGCCCCCGCCCGAGAGGGUGCCGAGAUCCACAAGGACGGCGAGAAGAUCGGAGUCAUCACCAGCGGCGUGCCCAGCCCCACGCUCGGCAAGAACCUCGCCAUGGGCUACAUCAAGAGCGGAAACCAAAAGGUCGGUACUGAGGUGGAUGUUGUUGUCCGAGGAAAGGCACGCAAGGGUACUGUGACCAAGAUGCCUUUCAUCCAGACCAAGUACUGGAAGGGCACUGCACCUGCUUAG